Messenger RNA from Diaporthe amygdali, 921 nucleotides. Its product is annotated as kinase domain-containing protein. The coding region runs from base 1 to 921 and encodes 306 amino acids. Gene Ontology annotation, biological process: protein phosphorylation; mitotic DNA damage checkpoint signaling. Gene Ontology annotation, cellular component: nucleus. The transcript has 4 exons. The record is from RefSeq and is a predicted model, not a curated record. NCBI's taxonomy places the organism in Eukaryota, Fungi, Ascomycota, Sordariomycetes, Diaporthales, Diaporthaceae. Gene Ontology annotation, molecular function: protein serine/threonine kinase activity; ATP binding.
AUGUAUGGCGAAUUCAUGAACUUGAUCAAACCAUUUUGGCAAUCCAGCAUCGAUGGCUACUGUUUUACUCGAUCCGGGCAAGACAAAUUCAUUUUGAAAGACAUCCCAAAAUACAUCUUCUCAAACUUCGAUGAAAUCAUACGACCCAGACUUCGCGAACAUGCACACCUCCGGUUGCCUUCGGAUAGCAUCCCUGACAAAUCCAUCUUUGUGUAUGAGUAUCUGACGGACGACUUUCUGAGUCUUGUCAAGAAACAAAUUCCAAUGGAAUCCCGAAAGCAGAUCCUUAAGGCAAGUCUGCUGGGAAUUGCUGAGCUGCAUGAUCGCGACAUUGUUCAUCUAGAUAUCAAACCUGAUAACAUCAUGGUCAACCUUGGCCAAGGUUCUGUUAUCGAACAAGUUCAGAUCAUUGACCUAGAGAAUGCGGCAUACCUUCCCAAUGGUCGCUGCAUCAAAGGCAUGCUGGCUGGUAACGACAAUUGGCGCAGCCCAGAAGCACAUUUCAAGGGUGAGCUGAAUAAACCAUCCGACAUAUUUUCAUUCGGAGCCGUGUGCAUAUAUGCUAUGCUCGGCCGUGUCAUUUUCGGGCCCGAUGAUGACUUCCGGAAACACGAAUCGCAGGGCGCACUGCCUGCAUUUAUCCGCCUGCAGCGCCAGGUCUCAUACUUUGGAGACAAGGAUGGGCUUAACGGACUCAUGAAACACGUUGGGGAUGAAGAGAUCAACUGCCAGAUACUGGGAAUGCUUUGGGAAGAGCGGACGGAGGAACACAUACCCUAUGAACCCUUUUCGACUUGGCCCGAAGUCGAAGACGUCUCGUUCAAGGACCUCGUUCAGCGGAUGUUGAAUCUCGAUCCUACUAAGAGGAUCACGGCUCGUCAGGCAUUAGGGCAUCCGUGGUUCGCAGGUUUUGAUCUGUGA